Messenger RNA from Loa loa (African eye worm), 563 nucleotides. RefSeq lists its product as hypothetical. The transcript has 4 exons. Bases 49 to 444 code for a protein of 131 amino acids. The record is from RefSeq and is a predicted model, not a curated record. NCBI's taxonomy places the organism in Eukaryota, Metazoa, Nematoda, Chromadorea, Rhabditida, Onchocercidae.
UUUCAGGAUUUUUUAAAUUUAAUAUUGCAAGAAAAUCCGUUCUACUGCAUGAUUCUCAGAAUCGUGCUUAUCGCGUCAACUGUUGUGAUGGCUAAUUCAUUGCAAUGUAUAUACGGUGGCCACGGUGCCAUAAAUGAGAAGAGUGGUACCAUAAGAGAUAUUAACGUUACCUGUCAAUCGCAAACUAAAUUCUGUUUGAAAUUAGAAUCUGAUGCAACUGUAAAUGGAGAACAUGUGAAAGGAUUUGCUCGUGGAUGCGAUCAGGAAAUGCCGGGUUCAUCGAAACAUUUUUGCAAGGGUGAGGGCUGUGUGAAUAAACACGAUAGCAGAGGUACCACAGAAGUAUGCUGCUGUGCCAAUGACUACUGCAAUGAUGGAACUGACAGGAAUUUCAUGUUUUCAAUCUAUUCGACCAUUAUUUUUGCCCUUUCUCUCUUUUCAUAAGUACAGUUCCAUCCAGAUUUAUUAAAUUAUCGUGGUUUCUUACCUGUUUCAAGUGCCGUCAGUUCGAUAAUAUUCAAAUUUUCCACAUGCUGUUGUAUAUGAUAUUUUGUAAAAUUUCA